GUGACUCUCAUUUCUCUCUGAUCCUUAGCCGCUCCGAAGAAAAUCAUACUAAUUCUUUGCAAACCCAGAGAUCAAAAACCUUAAUUUUUACAGAAUUUUACGUCGUUCCUCAUUUUCUUGAAAGGAGAAAUAGUAGAAUGGCUUUGGCUUUUAGUUCUUCACCUGCCAUUCAUGGUUCUUUAUCUUCUUCCCAUGAGCAAAGUAAAGUGGGCUCGCAGUUUGGUUCUUUUCAGCAUUUGGAUCGGCCGCAUAUUUUAUCAGCUUCGCUGAAUGUUUCCAGGAGGCGGUCGGCGGCGGUUAAGCCGUUGAAUGCGGCUGAGCCGAAAAGAAAUAAGUCCAUUGUUCCAUCCGCAGCAACCAUUGUUGCGCCAGAGGUCGGGGACAAAGUUGAGGAAGAGGAUUACGAGAAAUUGGCCAAGGAGCUUGAAAAUGCAUCACCACUUGAGAUUAUGGACAAAGCCCUGGCUAAGUUUGGAAAUGAUAUUGCUAUAGCUUUCAGUGGUGCAGAAGACGUGGCUUUGAUUGAGUAUGCACGAUUGACUGGUAGACCAUUCAGAGUAUUUAGUUUGGACACUGGGAGGUUGAAUCCCGAGACAUAUAAAUUUUUUGAUACGGUUGAGAGGCACUAUGGGAUUCACAUUGAGUACAUGUUUCCUGAUGCUGUUGAAGUUCAGGCUUUAGUUAGGAGCAAGGGGCUUUUCUCUUUCUAUGAAGAUGGUCACCAAGAGUGCUGCCGCGUGAGAAAGGUCAGGCCCCUGAGGAGAGCCCUCAAGGGAUUGCGUGCCUGGAUCACUGGUCAGCGUAAAGAUCAGUCCCCGGGUACUCGAUCUGAGGUCCCUGUUGUUCAGGUGGAUCCUGCUUUUGAGGGCCUGGAUGGUGGAUUAGGCAGUUUAGUUAAGUGGAACCCUGUGGCAAAUGUUGAUGGCAAGGAUAUUUGGAAUUUCCUGCGGGCCAUGAAUGUGCCUGUCAACCUUUUGCACUCACAAGGUUACGUCUCAAUUGGAUGUGAGCCGUGCACAAGGCCUGUCCUGCCUGGGCAACACGAGAGAGAAGGAAGGUGGUGGUGGGAAGAUGCCAAGGCUAAAGAAUGCGGUCUACACAAGGGCAACCUGAAGCAGGAUACUCUGAAUGGCAAUGGAAAUGGGGCUGUCCAUGCAAAUGGAAGCACAACUGUUGCUGAUAUUUUUGAUACGAAGAAUAUUGUGAGCUUGAGCAGGCCUGGGAUUGAGAAUUUGCUAAAGUUGGACGAUAGAAGAGAGCCUUGGCUUGUUGUGCUUUAUGCACCUUGGUGCCAGUUUUGCCAGGCAAUGGAAGGAUCAUAUGUCGAGUUGGCCGAGAAGUUGGCCGGUUCUGGUGUGAAGGUUGCAAAGUUCAGAGCAGAUGGUGACCAAAAAACAUUUGCACAGAAAGAAUUGCAACUUGGCAGCUUCCCAACUAUUCUCUUUUUCCCCAAGAACUCCACUCGGCCCAUAAAGUAUCCAACCGAGAAUAGAGAUGUUGAUUCUCUGAUGGCCUUCGUGAAUGCACUCCGGUAAUGGCAUUUAGAAUGUCAAACUGAUUGAGAAGCUUAUUAGGUUUACAUUCCUCAUCUCCUAGCUCAACCAAUUCAAGUUGGAAGAAAGGAAUAGGACUCUGGUGUUGCUUGAGGGUGGUACACGUUGGAUGAUGGCAGACUAGAAGUUUUGGAGAAGUUCACGUUCGCAGUUGCCUUUAGUUUUUGUCUGAGUGUCUUAUUGUAUAUUGUUCAUACGUAGAUUUUAGUCCCUUCUGUUUUUGGACUUUCCAUGUUCCUUUUAAGGCCUGUUGGAGCUAUUAUGGACAAUAUGUUCCAUACGUGGUUCAUUGCAGCUGGCCUUAUGGAUAUGGAAUUAUUAUGUCUGAAUCCUGAGUUUCUCCAUUUCUCUGCUCGCUUGAUUUUCGAUA
Messenger RNA from Coffea eugenioides, 1923 nucleotides. RefSeq names its product 5'-adenylylsulfate reductase 3, chloroplastic-like. The transcript has 5 exons. The record is from RefSeq and is a predicted model, not a curated record. Bases 138 to 1535 code for a protein of 465 amino acids. NCBI's taxonomy places the organism in Eukaryota, Viridiplantae, Streptophyta, Magnoliopsida, Gentianales, Rubiaceae. Gene Ontology annotation, molecular function: phosphoadenylyl-sulfate reductase (thioredoxin) activity.